AUGCCUUACACGCAUAUCCUUGGCGAGGACCUACCGGUCCCUCCCGCACGACUCUUUGAAAGAUUAGCCCAGCUGCCCGGGUAUACAUGGGAUCACUCGAUCGAUCCAUUCCAUUCCUCUUACAAUAGCUGGCAUGUCUCCGGUCUUUGUCACUCUAUCGAUUCCGAUGUCUCUACACCCGCUGCAACGUCUUCCGGCCCGUCCAGCUCGGCCAGGAAGUCUCCCCGCGUUGAGACACGACCCAGCUUUCGCCAUCAUUGGAGGAGCAGCUUGAGCGAGUUAAGCAGUGACCUCUCAUUCUCCCGCGCAGAUAAUGAAUACACCUUGAUGCCCGUGAUAGCUCGGGUUUCAUCGCAGGUCGUGAGGCUGGAACGGGAAUUUCACAUGCUGAGAUCUAUCGUGCAGACGUCUGAUCCAGAUUGUAAUCAUACGCUAAAGCCCAUCGAUCUCAUGCGCCUACCGUCGGACUCUGGCGAUCCUGGUCCCAUCUUGGUUGCUAUCUAUGAGUCGCCUGGUCGUAAUAUGCUACGGGACUUGGUCGCUUUCGGGCCUGCUUGGUUCACAUUCGGCGACACGGGCGAUAGCAGCAGUAGCGUAAGUCCCGGUGAGCAGGUUUCUCUUCCAGAGUUUCUUGACUUUGCAGUCGGUGCUUGCGAUUGCUUGGAGCUUUUACAUUACGGCCUAAAAACCGUCCACGGUGAAAUCCGGGGAGAUGCGUUCCACUUCAAUCGAGAAAACGGGUCUGUGAAGCUCACUAAUGCUGGCAAUGGCGCAAGGUCGUUUGACAAUAUACUUAGCGAUGGGUGGUCUUCUGUCUCCCGUGAGCUUGGCGUGAAAAACAAGUUGCAGUACAUUGCCCCCGAACAGACGGGAAGAACUCCUACAGAACCAGAUAGCCGAACAGACAUUUAUGCCCUGGGGGUGCUAUUCUGGACCAUGCUGGUGGGGAAGCCUGCGUUCAACGGGAAUGACCCUUUUGAGGUCGUACAGAAUGUCCUAGGGAAGAAGCUGCCCCCUGUGACAACAUCAAGAAUGGAUAUUCCCGACGCAGUUUCAGCUGUCAUUCAGAAGAUGACCCGCAAGUCCGUUGAUGAACGGUAUCAUACGAUCUCGUCGGUAAAGAGAGAUUUAAUUCAGAUAUCAGAACUCUUGGGUAACGGAGAGAGCGAGGCGCUGAGGAACUUCCAGAUCGCCCAGCACGACGUGUCAUCUUUCUUUACACUCCCAACGCGGAUGUUUGGGAGGAAAGAUGAAUAUGAUAGAAUCAUAGGUAUUGUGGAAAAGGUAAAGAAACACCAGCAAUGUACGCUUGCAAAAGUAGCCGCGCAGGGCUACAGUGGCCUCUAUGGUGUCGGUUCCCAUUCCUCCUUAUCCGAGAGUCGUCCAGAUAGUUUCGAGAUUGCGUCCGGGUCGAGUGAUUCCUCAAUACUUCUCGCUAAAACAAACUCCAACUGCGGGCCCUAUCCACUGGGGCGUGCUGUUACACAUGAGUCUAUGCAGAGUAAUGAAUCAUCCGUUUCUACUCAACGCCCAAUCCAGAGCCCCAGCAAGGCAAAGAGCUCAGUUGAUUCUCGUUCAUCCUUGGAUAACACCGAUCGAGAUGGUCACCUGUCCCCGAAUUCUAAUGUCCAGGGUCAUAUGGAGCCCGUGAAUCCUUUGGGCAGACACAAAGCAUUACCUAAACUUCGUCUAAGCAGCCGAACCGAGAUAAUCACAAUUAGUGGCGUCGCUGGACUAGGGAAAACGGAUCUUCUGAAUCGCGUUCAACCAGCCAUCCGCAAAUUAGGAUACAUUGCAAUUGCCCGUUUGGACCGAGCUCAGAGUGUGCCGUACGAGCCCUUUGCGAAGGCUUUGGCCAGCCUCCUUCGUCAAAUUUUCUCCGAGCGUGAUGUCAACACGGACUAUCAUAAUAGUGUCCGCACAGCAUUGCGGCCGAUAUGGCCAUCCCUUCAUAAGGUUUUGGGGCUCCCAGAACAGCUCAUGUCCCCGGGAGGGAAAGACAAGCAGUUGUCGCCAAAUUUGUCGGCUGCCCAGCACCUUUUGAAGGCGACCUCGACGAAAGGCGAGCCUUCUAAGCGAGUUGGCAUCCCCGUCUUGACCCGGGGCCAGAGCUCGACAGAUUUUUUCCUCUCGAAUGCUGCAUCAAAGAAUAUGCGAUUGAUGGAGACCUUCCUGGAAAUUAUGAGAACAUUAUCCCAAUCUAAGUUGAUCUGCAUUUGCUUGGAUGAUGUGCACUAUGCUGAUGACGAGACGCUGGAAUUGAUAUCGAGUAUCGUGAAGGCAAAGUUGCCGUGCGUCCUUAUCCUCACAAGCAAUGAGGCGGAACUCAAGUCAGAUUGCAUGGAGUCACUUUUCGAGGCAGAUGGUCCCAAUGUUACAAACAUCGUCCUCCGUCCACUUGGGGAGGAGGAGGUCAUGCAUUUUGUAGCGGCCACGAUGCACUGUGACCCAGAUCCAAAUUUGACGCCCCUCACGGCUGUUGUCUUAGAGAAGAGCGAAGGGAAUCCCUUCUACGUGCGGAUGAUGCUUGAGACUUGCUAUAGUAAAAAUUGUAUUUGGUAUUCAUGGAAGAAUUCAAGGUGGGAAUUUGACCUUGACCGGAUAUUCAGUGAAUUUGUCUCGCCCAAGUACGGACAAGGGCUUGGGCUAUCCUUCAUCGCAAGACGACUCCAGGAGAUUCCGCCUGCGUCUAGGUCAAUCUUGGUUUGGGGUUCAUUAUUGGGGAAUCCAUUCUCAUUUUCCUUGGUUCAGAAGCUACUCACAAGCGAAUUUCUGUACGACAGCGAAGAAGACGAUGAGGUCGACCUUACCUGUCCAGGCAAUGUAGACCUCAUUAGGCUGUCGGAAGCCGCGAUAGUCGUUGGCCUGCAGUAUCUCGUCCAAAUAUAUCUUAUCACACCAGGGGAAACAGACGACGAGUUUAGGUUCGGCAAUGAUCGAAUUUCACAAGCUGCUGCGACCUUGAGAGAAGGUCGUAAUGUGGAGAAGAUGCACUUCAUCAUUUCGCAAACGAUGAUGAAAUACUAUCACGACCAUCGAAGUCGCUAUGCGAUAGCUCGUCAUAUAGCGCUUGCCUCUCGCCUCAUUAAAUCACGCGUUGAACAAAGACGAGAUUACAGGAAGAUCCUUUGGGAUGCUGCGCAGACCCUUGCCCAGUCGGGUGCGCGGCCAACGGCUCUUUCGUACUUUCGUCAUUGCAUAGAUCUUCUUCAGGAUGAUCCCUGGGAUGAUCGCCGUAUUGAUGUCGAUUAUGAUGAAACAUUACGUCUGUACGUCGCGACUGCUGAAAUGGUAUGGCUACAAAGCCAUAACGACGAGGUCAUGGAGUUACUAGAUGCGGUAUUUGCACAUGGUCGAACUGCUGUGUGCAGGUCAAAAGCUUGGGUUACGAAGGCCAGAAUAUAUGGCCAUCGGAAUGACCAUGCUAGUGCAUUGGAUUGCCUGAUCACAUGUUUGGAAGAGUUGGGUGUAGAGCUCCGGACGGCUACAACGUACGAAGAGUGCGAUGCUGCUUACAAGAGACUAAAGGCGCAUAUUGAGACAACUGACCUAGAACAAAUUGCCCAAGCACCCAUUUGCAAGGACGUCAACAUGGUCACUAUUGGUGCAGUCAUCGCAGAGGCGAUGGCAGUUACUUUUUGGGAUGAAUCAUUGACCUUUUACAGAAUGGCUAUUGAGAUGUUGAAUCUGUACCUUUUCAAAGGUGCCUUUAUACAGAUCGCCAUAGGCUGCUCGCAUCUAUCCAUGAUUGCUUUAGGCCGAUUCAGGGAUUUAGAGCUAGCGAUGAGACUAAGCGACUAUGCUCUAUCGUUGAUAGAGCGCUGUCCCGAACCACUUACCCAGACCAGAGCUUCUAUCACCCAAAACCUCUACGUCAAUCAUUUGCGAAUUCCGGUAUCGUCGACACUCCCGGCGCUGGAGGCUGCCCUGGAGACGUCGUUUGCGUUGGGUGAUCCGUAUCUAACCUUGACAAGCAUCUGGGCAAUGGCGAUGACCCGUCUUUAUUUGGGUCAUGAUAUGGCACAGUUGGAAACUUUCUGCAACGAUAGCCCUGAAGACCACCAAAGUUGGAUGAAUAAUACAGGGGCAGGAGUUUGUAUCCUUGCAACAAGACAAGUUGCGCGUGCCCUACAAGGGAAAACAUUCUAUACAUCUCCCACUGGUAUCAUGUCCGAUGAGCAGCACCACACCUUCGACUUCAUCGAGGCUCUCAGCAAACAUGGGAGCUAUCCCGAUUGUCCUCGUGACCUUUAUUGGGGUCUCUCCAUGAUACCUCUAUUCAUUUUUGGGCAUAAAGAAAAGGUAAUUGAAUUGGGCAACCGAAUGAUAGAUAGUCUCCAUAGACUUUGGUCUGUCCGAGUCACGUAUUCCGUGUAUUUCUAUCAGGCAUUAGCCUAUCUUACACUCCAUGCCGAGAAUCCUGCCGCUGGUUAUCUCGAGGGAGAAAUGGAAACCGUCUUGACUUGCAAAGAAAUGGUCGACUUCGCGCGGACUGCUUGUGAUGCGAAUUAUGGAAUGUGGUCGCUAUUGCUAGAGGCGUUAUUUUACGAGGCUGAACAGGACUAUCCCUCCGCUAUCCAGGCUUUCGAGGCUGCAAUUGACCACUGUCAAGUGAAUGGAUGGCCUUUGGAAGAGGCUCUUGCUCUUGAACUUCAAGGUGAAUUCUUCAUGCGGCGUGGUGCCAAGAGAGCGGCGCGCUCUUUGAUUCAAGAGGCCACCACUGCGUGGGCCUCCAUAAGUGCAGUCGGCAAGGUCGCACAACUUACAGCGAAACAUGAAUGGUUGCUGAAGGCAGCAGCUACGUCAAGAACUGUUGAUACUGGCUGUCAAACUGUUGAUAGUGUUCUCGAAGUUAGUCGCGACCAUGACCAAGACCUCCACCAACACCAUCAACACGUGCCGCCUCGUACGAAUGUGGAAAAAGAUAAGAGGAAAUGGAUCCAACAAAACGAGUCUGUCUCAGGUUCACACUCCUUCGAUAUCUCCAGUGUUGGGCUUGAUAUCAUCGAUUUGUCUAGCAUACUUGAAUCCAGCCAGGUUAUGUCAUCUGAGCUUCAAAUAGACAAGCUCUUUACCAAGAUGAUUGAAAUUAUCAUGGAAUCUUGCAAUGGGUCUGACUUUGCAAUUAUUGCCACUGACUCAGAUUCCAAUAAUUUAACAAUCGCGGCCAUAGGAGACUCCGAAAUGGGUAUCCAAUCAUUCGCUGUUGGCCUUCCAUUUUCCCGAAUAGAGGACAAGAUAGCUCAACAGAUCACCGAAUACGUGUAUCGUACCAGAGAGGGCGUUUUGAUUCACAAUGUCAUUGAGGACGAACGCUUUGCUAAUUUCAGUGAGGCCUACCAGGCAAGAUAUCCGCUUGGCAGGUCGGUCAUUGCCCUGCCGAUAGUACAGGCGGAAAAUCUUCUUGGGGUGAUCCAUCUUGAGGGCAAGCCUAAUUCGUUUACCCAGCGCAAUGUCGUUGUGCUCCAUUUACUCUGCAACCAAAUUGGCAUCUCUUUGUCUAAUGCGCUGCUGUUCCGUGAAAUCCGCAAAGUUAGUGCUACCAAUGCGUCUAUGGUCGAGGCCCAAAAGCGCGCUCUUGCACUAGCUCGAGAGGCAGAAGCAAAGGCUAAAGUGGCGGAGGCGGAAGCCAAUCAUAAUGUGAAACUACGGGAUGAUGCGGCCAAAGCAAAGUCAAUCUUCCUUGCCAAUAUAUCCCAUGAUUUACGUACCCCAAUGAAUGGGGUCAUCGGGCUCUCCGAAUUACUCAAGAACACCCACUUAACCAAGGAGCAGGACGACUAUGUUGAAUCAGUUCGCGUUUGUGCGGACACUUUGCUUACGCUUAUCAAUGACAUACUGGAUUUCUCGAAACUGGAGGCUGGGAAAAUGAAGAUUUCCACAGUUCCUCUUAGCCUCAGAGAAACCAUCUCCGAGGUCGUUCGAGCUCUUCGGUUCACGCACCGUGACAGAGGCUUGGAGACCAUUGAGGACCUGGAUGGGGUGCCACCUGAGCUUGUAGUCAUGGGCGACCCUGUUCGUUUGCACCAAAUAUUUAUGAAUCUUCUUAGCAAUAGCUACAAGUUCACGCCCAAGGGAUCUAUCACAGUCAGGGCUAAUGUCUACCGUGAGGGAAAGGGCCGUGUCCGUUUAGAAUGCUCAGUAUCUGAUACUGGAAUCGGGAUUUCGGAGGAGCAGAAAUUGCGACUUUUCCGGCCCUUUUCGCAGGCGGAUAGUUCUACUGCUAGAUCUUACGGCGGAAGUGGACUUGGCCUGAGCAUCUGUAGGGCGAUCAUUGAGGACGUUUUGGGCGGUGCGAUUUGGCUCGAGUCGGCUCCCGGACGUGGCACCACGGUGACAUUCCACUUAGUUUUCAACAAGGCGCCCAAAGAGAGCACAGUGAGCGCUCCAUGGUCACAGGAUUUGCAGCAGAUUGAGAGCAAGGACCCUCCCAAGCCCACAGUUCGUGAUCUUACCAUGAUCUCUCGGGAUCAAAUACGUGUCUGCAUUGCUGAGGACAAUCUAAUCAACCAGAAGAUCGCCGUCAAGUUUGUCACUGGCCUCGGUCUGCAAUGCGAAGCUUAUAGCGACGGGCGGCAAGCUGUUGAAGCCUUACGCACACGCUCAAAGGAAGGGAACCCAUUCCAUAUCGUUCUGAUGGAUGUGCAGAUGCCGGUUCUGGAUGGAUACAAUGCAACGCGCGAGCUUCGCAAUGACCCAGAUCCCAAUGUGAACGAGGUUCUCGUAAUUGCUAUGACAGCAAGCGCUAUCGAAGGAGACCGGGAGAAGUGCCUCCAGGCAGGAAUGAACAACUACUUGCCGAAGCCGGUGAGAUCACCGAUCUUGAGUGACAUGUUAGAUAAAUAUCUCGCACCGGCACCUGCGUUUCCAAAAUCCAGAUUAGCGAUGCGAGAGAAGCGCACGGGUAGUAACGGUCAAGAUAUCAGCAUGUCUAACAGUUUUUCGUCUGGAUCCUCGGGUCUAUCGAGCUCGCCGAAGUAGAUGGCAAUUCAGGUGCCAACGUCAGCUGAGGACAAAUGGCGCCUUUCGAACUCGGGGAUGCCAUGCUGAUUUGUUUCUUUCCUUGUUUUUUUGAUAUUUUCCCCUAACGACGCAUGAUAAGCGGUGUCCUGGGAUAGACAGCAUACUGCUUUAUUACUGCUUUCCCUUCUCUGCUUUUUUAGACUGUUUUUUCUCUUAUAUUUUCUCUUCUUCUACUCUCAAGACUAUAUAUAAUUCGUGACGUCUGUACGAUCUUGCCAUCAGAUAUCCCUACCUGUUUCUGUCUUUCUUUGUUUUUUGAAUUACUUUUUGUCCCCUUUUCUAUAUCAUCAUGAGCAUGAUGAUGACAUUUGCUGUUGGGCCGGGAGAGUUCCAUCCAGCAAACGUAAUACAUCUGGAGUCAGGUAAAUGUUUGGACAUUCUGAGCUGUGAUGAUAUUGUCAACUUCAGUGGCCAUAUAGCAUUGUGUUAAACAUAUUGGGAACAGUGCUCGACCUCAUCUAUCGAUGUAUCUACGUACCAGUUUAAUUUGCUAGUGUCUAUAACUGAAAUUCCUCUCUUUUAGUUGCUUCGCUCCAUGCAACUAUAUCCCUUGGAUGACCCAUAUAGAAGAAAAUAAGAAAGGAGCUUGUGCAACGUCCUCCA
This is a messenger RNA of Monascus purpureus, 7626 nucleotides long. The record is from the annotation of a GenBank genome assembly. Lineage: Eukaryota; Fungi; Ascomycota; Eurotiomycetes; Eurotiales; Aspergillaceae.